Malassezia sympodialis ATCC 42132 is the source of this 903-nucleotide messenger RNA. RefSeq lists its product as uncharacterized. The transcript has 2 exons. Bases 1 to 903 code for a protein of 300 amino acids. Lineage: Eukaryota; Fungi; Basidiomycota; Malasseziomycetes; Malasseziales; Malasseziaceae. Gene Ontology annotation, molecular function: protein serine/threonine phosphatase activity. The record is from RefSeq and is a predicted model, not a curated record.
AUGGCGCUCGAUCUUGAUGCCUGCAUCGAGAAGCUGCUUAACAAGCAGCUGCUCGUGGACACCAUCAUAAAGGAGGUGUGCGAAAAGACAAAGGAGCUGCUCAUGUCCGAGAGCAAUGUCGUGCAUAUUAGUGCGCCGGUCACGGCGAUGCGCCCAAUACGAACUACCUCUUUCUUGGUGCGUGCACACGCGCUCAUAGCAGGCGACUAUGUCGAUCGGGGCCUGUUCUCCGUCGAGACCAUCUCGCUGCUGACAUGCUUGAAACUGCGAUACCCUCACCGUGUGCAGCUGGUGCGCGGGAACCAUGAGAGCCGCGCCGUGACGCAGAUGUAUGGAUUUUAUGCCGAGUGCAUGCACAAGUAUCCCGACUCGAACGUGUGGCAGUACUUUACCGACAUGUUUGAUUUUCUCACGCUCUCGGUGGUGAUUGACAACCGCAUCUUUUGUGUGCAUGGCGGACUCUCCCCGUCGGUGCACUACCUCGACCAGAUCAAGGUGCUCGAUCGCUUCCGCGAGAUCCCGCACGAGGGGCCCAUUGCCGAUCUGGUCUGGUCCGACCCCGAUCCGGACAAGGAGGAGUUUGCCAUCUCGCCUCGCGGCGCCGGAUACACGUUUGGGGCGUCGGUGGUGCGUCACUUUCUCGCGUCAAAUCAGCUGGAGCACAUAUUGCGAGCGCAUCAGCUGUGCAUGGAGGGCUACAAUGUCCUGUACGGCGACUUGCUCAGCACCGUAUGGUCCGCUCCCAACUACUGCUAUCGCUGUGGCAACCUCGCGUCGAUCCUCGAGGUCGGGCCAGACGGCACUCGCCACUUUAAUACGUUUGAGGCGGCCCCGGAGAAUGAGCACGACGGGCCACUGCAGGCAGCGCACGCUCGCAACGAGACGAUCGAGUACUUCCUCUAA